Messenger RNA from Malaclemys terrapin pileata, 2459 nucleotides. RefSeq names its product RNA polymerase III subunit H (gene POLR3H). Gene Ontology annotation, molecular function: DNA-directed RNA polymerase activity; DNA binding. The transcript is spliced from 7 exons. Lineage: Eukaryota; Metazoa; Chordata; Testudines; Emydidae. The record is from RefSeq and is a predicted model, not a curated record. Gene Ontology annotation, biological process: transcription initiation at RNA polymerase III promoter; DNA-templated transcription. Bases 130 to 750 code for a protein of 206 amino acids. Gene Ontology annotation, cellular component: RNA polymerase III complex.
CCUACCCACCGGAAGUCACCUGGCCGGUAACUAGGAGGCUGUCGCGGCGCGGGACUGUCUGCUGCUGCCAGUGUGGCUGUUGCCACGUGCGCGUUGCACCCGGGACAGGGACACUUGCUACUAGCCACCAUGUUUGUUCUAGUGGAGAUGAUGGAUACGGUACGGAUUCCUCCGUGGCAGUUUGAAAUGAAACUCAAUGACUCCAUUGCCGAAGAGCUAAAUAAGAAGUUAGCUAACAAGGUUGUGUACAAUGUUGGCCUCUGCAUCUGUCUGUAUGACAUCACAAAGCUGGAAGACUCGUACAUAUUUCCUGGGGAUGGUGCAUCGCACACUAAAGUGCAUUUCCGGUAUGUGGUAUUCCAUCCCUUUCUGGAUGAGAUUCUGAUCGGGGAGAUUAAAGGCUGCAGUCAGGAUGGAGUUCAUGUUUCUCUUGGUUUCUUCGAUGACAUUGUCAUCCCUCCAGAGUCCUUGCAGCAGCCAGCUAAGUUCGAUGAAGCAGAGCAGGUCUGGGUGUGGGAGUAUGAGACCGAAGAAGGCGCUCAUGACCUGUACAUGGACACGGGGGAGGAGAUCCGCUUCAGGAUAGUGGAUGAGAGCUUUGUUGACACAUCUCCUACAGGUCCAAGCUCCACAGAGGCCUCCACCUCUGGUGCCACAGAGGAGGUACAGAAGAAGGAGGCACCCUACACUCUAGUGGGAUCUAUCAGUGAGCCUGGCCUGGGCCUCCUCUCGUGGUGGACAAACAGUUAGCAGCAGUCAGAACUUGUUCUGCAUGGACCCUACAGGAUGGAUGCUUUCAGGGAUUGCAGGAGCCAGCUGGUGCUUUGCUCCCCUCCAGGGAGUGGACAAGAAAGCAGGGCUUCCAUGUUCCUGUCUUUGCUCCCCACCAGUUUGAGCUGACAACUGCCAAGAAAUACCUCUGUUAGAACUGUACAAGUAAAACUACAGACAUGGAAGGGCUGCCCUGUUACAUGAACCCAGCAGCCACAAACCCAUCUGGGACUUUGACAUCCUGGAAAGCAGAGCAAAAUUGGGUUCAAAUGCCAAAGAAAGUCUCUGUCUUGAAAAAGAGCAAUCUGAGUUGUUAUAGUGGCAGGACAAGUGGUGCUGUCUGGCCAGAAGAAACUGGUAAUUUUCUACUACACCCAGUCUCCUGGCUUGAGAAAUGUAAGGAGAGGUAUAAGCAAAGGCCUGUCUCUCCUUUAGUGGAAGUGUUCAUAUCUCCUUGGCACAAAACAAGGUGCUGCUACUGUCUCAACAUGAGAGAAAACUGCAAAGUAUGGGAAAGGGAUACGUUGGCUCUUAAGCCAUAGUAAACCUUGGUGAUGAAAGGAUGGGGAAGGCUUUGAGAGCUGGGGCAAGGAUGGGAAUCCAGGCCAUAGAGGAUUCACUUCACUGUACAAGGGAGAUAGAGUUCUAUUACAUGAAUUGCCAUGAAGAUGGAAGGGUGCUUACUAGGAAGCAAUUUAGCUUCUGUUUCUAAUCCUUUGCUGUCCUCUGAAAACAACCACCUGCUAUGGUGCUGAAGUGAGAUGCUGUAAUACAGUGGAUGGACUGUGGUUUUAUGCACAACAAGCUCAAUUCUACUGGUGGCUUGGCUGAAAUGGUCACUUAAUUUUAGAGGAGAGGCCAUAUUGCUGAAUAAAGCCAUAUUUCCAAUCCCUUAGGGGGGCAGGAAGGCUGGUUUUAAUAUUAGAUGAAUAAAUGUUACUAGCCAUACACAACCCAGCUUCCUCUCUAUCAGGAAAAGACAAACCCAAGCUUCUGCAGCCUGGGAUGCUUACUCCAUCUUGAUGCAGAUACUUUCUGGUUUCUACUUUGAGGAACAGCAUUAAACACACAGGAACCAAACUAAAUUACUUUUGCUGCCAGCAAUGAAAGGAAAGCAGGGAACAAAAAGUUAGGAGUCUGUGCAGGGGAGGGAGCCAGGACUGUGAUGUGUUUUGCAUGAUUAAAUAGCAGCCAUUUUGGGGGGCUAGAAUUCCAUUGGAUGGUGGUUCUGAUGAUCUAAACCAUGAAUGCAAAGCUUAAGUCACUGGAACCAUUCUUACAAUAUAAUUACAGCUUCUUAUUGCUGAGCUUGGCUACUGCUGGUUCAUAGAUUUAAUCAAAAAGAAGUCUAGAAUUCAUCUUCUCUCAGCCAUUUGAAUUCAUGAAGUCCCCUCUGUGCUGUCACCAGCUUCUCUAAUGAAGUAUAGCAACACUGACCACCCAUUGCUCUAGGUUAGUGUGAUUCUAACAGGGCUGCUAAGGGGAAAGAAAGGUAUAGAUAUUUUACAGAAUGUUAUACCUUGGAGCACAGGAGGAGCAGAUUUGGGCAUGUUCUAGGAAUAGGCUUCAAGGAGGAGAGGAUGCUCUUCAUACAGACUCAUCUUUAUAUUUUACAGCACUUUGACUAUGUGAAAACCAUGGAUUCCAAGCAGCUGAAGUCUGACCAAUAAAAACUACUGGUAGUGUCA